Messenger RNA from Apis laboriosa (Himalayan honeybee), 3662 nucleotides. Its product is annotated as dnaJ homolog subfamily C member 8. Bases 2029 to 2802 code for a protein of 257 amino acids. NCBI's taxonomy places the organism in Eukaryota, Metazoa, Arthropoda, Insecta, Hymenoptera, Apidae. The transcript is spliced from 7 exons. Gene Ontology annotation, cellular component: nucleus. The record is from RefSeq and is a predicted model, not a curated record.
UUAAUUGAACACGAAAUCUUAAUUUCUCUAAUAAAAAAAAUCAAUAUUUAAAAAGUUAAAAAUUCAUUCCAGCAAAAUAAAUUAUCGGUAAUUUAAGUAUAAUAUUAUACGAUGAAUAUAUACAGAUGUCUGAUACGAGAGAUCUACCUAAUGUGUUUUAAAAAGUGUGUAUAUGGUAGAUGUAAUAACUGUAUUAAUGUCUCAUAGAAAUGUAUAACAUUCAAUGGUGCUUUGGUUUCUCAUCUUUAAGUUCUUAACGAUAUAAAAUUAACUUAAAAUAAAAUCGAAAAAACACCCUUUAAAAUUUCUUGUUCCCAUCUUAUAUAUGUAGGUCGAGUGUUUUUCUUUUUUGGUUGUAGUAAAUUAUAGUGCAAUAAAAUUUAUAGAAAUGAUCCAAAAAGAAAACCUUGAGAAAAUUUGCUUUGACGUAAUGUACUACUUUGUAAAAAUAUUGAAUUUCUACGAAAAUCGGCAAGAUAUAUAUGAAGAUCAAUUACGAAAUCAAAGGACCAUUAUCCACUGAAUAAAAUAUACAUAAGUGUACAAUAACCGUUACUCGAUCGAUAAAAGAAAAUUUAUAGCUUUUCUGCGAAGAAUUCGAUUUUCGAAACUUCAUCUUGCGCUCUUGGUAAGUGUAUACAUAUAUCGACCCAUCAAUGAAAAAUUCGACCAAUCUCUAUGUCUAUAACCAGUAUAAUUGUACGCUAUUCGGCGCAUGUUUUCAUCUAAGCGAUCUGAUAUUUCUGAUAAGUCAGAUAUAACACAUAACAUAUUCGCUUUAUUACGAUAAGCUUUUGGGUGCAUAUCGAUAAAUCACAUAGAUGUAAAUUUUUACGAGCAACAAAAAAAAAAUAUAAAUAUACAAAUAUAUAUAUUUUGACAGAAACUUCACGAAGAAGUUCGCGAGAAUCUUGAGGAGGACCUUUAAAUCGAGACUGUUCUUUUAAAUGCAAACGAUUCUUCAAUAAAACAGUUUCAUAUUAAAAAUGUUUAACAUCGUGAUCAAUUUCGUGUAAAAGAAUUCUAAUAUCUUCGUGAUAUUUUCUGAUAUAUUGUACGUCGCUGCGGAUCAUAUUAAUUCGAACGUUUGAAUGUUUUUAAGUACUUUCGUAGUAUUCCGAACGAGAAACAGUCGUGGGAACACAGUCCAUCUUGAAAACAAAUGAAGAAAAAAAAAAAAUUUGCAAAGAAUUUAAAGAUAGAGAUUUUCUAAUUUCGUAACUAUUAGAGAAUAACUAUAAAUUUAAUUAUUUUAUUCGCAAUUAUACUGCUUGUUUCUCAUUAAACAGAAUCAUUCCUUUCACGCAUUAUAUAUUAGAAUAUUAAUAGAGAGAGAAAUUUCUAGAUAUUGUUAGUACAGCUAGCUUUAUGUAUUUCAUUGUAUAUAAAAGUUCGGUCAUACGAGCAUCGAUAUACAUUGUAUCGUAUUACAUUGUAUAGUUGCAAAUACAUUUUAGAGUAAAACUUUCGAGAGAUUAGUGUGCGAGAAUCCAAAAAUGUCAAGUCAGAUCAAAUUGAGAAUUCAUCUUAUCAAAGUCCCAAAAGUAUCUCAUGAUUCGAUAUCAGAAUUCCUGAAAAUUUAGGAAAGAGAAUUUUUUUCUUUCAAUUUUGUAAACGAGUAUACUUCUACAAUGUACAAAAAUGUUAUUCAAUUCCUGGAAAUUUUAGAAAAUUUUAAUAUUUUCAAGAAUAAUUCUCGAACUAUGAGAUACUUUCGGGAUCCGAUGCGAUCCGAGUUAACCCGAGCAAAGCCGAUCCAAGCCGAGCCAAUCCGACCCGUCCCGAGUAUCCCAAUAUUUUCGGGUUCUUGUACAUCUCUUAAGAGUAAUUUUUGCUUUCAAAAGUAAUUUUCACUCUCAACACAAUGUCCAAAAAUUAUUCUCGAGAAUUUUACUUUUAAAUAUAUUCGCAUUGAUUAUUAACCUCUCUAGAAUUUGCGCGUGUGACCGGGCCUAAGAUGUGCAGUUUAAUAAAUAAAAAAUAAAAAUUGCGGCACUACUAACAGCAUGGAAGUUAGUAACAAUCAAAAUGGCUGCUACCAACUCGAAUAUAUCCAGUGAUAGUCCAACUAAGAAAGAGGACGAAUUCAAUGAAUUUUAUUCCGAAGUAAAAGAAAUAGAAAAAAGAGAUUCGGUUUUAACUCCUAAACAACAAAUCGACAGAUUAUUACGACCCGGAUCGUCUUAUUUUAAUUUAAAUCCUUUUGAAGUAUUACAAAUUGAUCCAUCCACUUCUAUAGAUGAAAUCAAAAAAAAAUAUCGACGUAUGUCAAUUCUUGUACAUCCUGAUAAAAAUCAAGAUGAUGCAGAACGUGCACAACAAGCAUUUGAAAUUGUUAACAAAGCAUGGAAAACAUUGGAAAAUGAAGAAACUAGAGCUAAAUGCAUGGAUGUUAUUGAAGAAGCAAAAGCUAGAACUGAUCAUAUGAUUGCAGAAAAAAAGAAAAAAAUGAAAAAAGAAGGAAAAACAGAAAGUGCAAAUAUACUUGAAGAAGAGACAGAAGAAGGUUACAAGCAUGCAGUUUGGGUUAUGACAAUGAAACUCUUUGCUGAUAUGGAAAGAAGAAGGAGAGAAUUAGCAACUAGAGAUGCAGAACAACGUAAAAGGAAACGAGAAGAAGAAUUAUCUGCAGAAGCACAAGCUGCAUUAGAACGUGAGUGGCAAAAAAAUUUUGAGGAAUCUCGACAAUCAAGAGUUGAUAGUUGGAAAGCUUUUCAAUCUGGUGCUAAUGCCACAAAACAAAAGAAAGCAAAAAAAUUAAAAGCUUUUAGGCCUCCUAAAACGAAAGCUGAAUCACGAUAAUUAUAUAAUUGUUCCUGAUGCCUGACAUAGAUUCUUUCAUUUGAUAUAUUUCAUAUUUCUUGCAAAAAAAAGUAGUUUAAAUAGCAUGUUCUCACUAUGUGAUAUCAGAUUUCUGAAUUUAUUAAAACUAAUUGGAAUUGUUCUUGUUUAAAAUUUAUUUGUUAAUUAAAAAUUUGCGAUUUAAAUCUAGUUAAAUAUACAUCAAAAUCAGGUAUCAAAGUAGAGAAUUAGUUGUAAACAGAAUGAAUACAUUGAGCAGCAAAGUGUGAGUAUGGUUAAUGUAUGUAUCUUAAGAAUAAUUUGUAUGUUUGUUGAAUGUAUAUGUAUGUAUGAACGUAUAUAGUUGUGAUAUACUUACAUGGCCCGAGUAAGUUCAACUUUAAUAUAAUACCUUAACCUGAUUUAAUUAUUGCAUAAAACUUAAGAUUAUAUACAUUUGUAUUAUAAAUUGUUGGAUAACAAAUGUCAAUUUUAUGAUAUACAUGUACCUCAUAUUUUUAUCUGAAAUAUACAAUGACAUGAUACAAUACUUUGAAAAAGAAAAAUAUUCAAGUUGUCAAAUUUGUCAAAUGAAAUUUAAAUUGAUAUUUAUAAAAUUUUUAUAUGUUUCUCAAAUUAUUAUUGAGAACAUUUGUAUAUACUGAAGCAAUAAUUCAAAUAAUUUAAUGAAUAUUGUUAUAUUUUAAUGUUAAUAUGUGUUAAAAUGAUUUGAAGCACAAUAUAGUACAAAGGUAAAGUAUAAAUUUUCUUUUAUUGAACAUAACCUCUGAUAAUAUAAUAAUAUUAAAAAGUUCUAUUUUAUAUAAUGGUAUCAUGAAUGCACAUAAUGCUACGUAAAAUUGUGUGAUAUAAUCAUUAUA